CCGCCCGCGCCCGGCCCCGCCCGGCGCGGGGACCGCCCUCCGCCCGCGGAGGCGGGGGCCAGGCGCUCGGGGCUCUCUCGGCGGUCCCGGCCGGUCGUCGCUGCCGCGCGGUGAUUCCCACGAGCCGCGCGCGCCUCCGCCGGCGGAGAGCCCAGACCGCGAGGAGAGCCCAGACGCCCGCGAGGACGCGAUGCGAGCCAGGCCUGAGACGGAGAGAGAUGGAAGCAGGGAGUCAGCUUAGAACACUGGCUAAGACUGGAUUGGCCGCUGCCUCUUCACCCUCCCCUGUGGUUUUGCUUCCUUGCCUUGUAAAAAUAAAGGAAGAAGCACAUUGCAGAGCUGACAUAGUGCGGCAUGGGUCCCUGAGCUAGAAGGAUCAGCAAUUGCUAGAAAAACUGGAGGAAGAAAUAUGAAACCUUAGUAGUUUACCCAGGAAGAGAGCUUCAGGAUGGCGGCUCAACGGAUCCGAGCCGCCAACUCCAGUGGCCUCCCUCGGUGCAAGUCCGAGGGGACCCUGAUCGACCUGAGCGAAGGGUUCUCAGAAACGAGCUUUAAUGACGUCAAAGUGCCUUCUCCCAGUGCCUUGCUAGCAGACAAUCCCACACCUUUCGGAAAUGCAAAGGAGGUGAUUGCAAUCAAGGACUACUGCCCAACCAACUUCACCACCCUGAAGUUCUCCAAGGGUGACCAUCUCUAUGUCUUGGACACGUCUGGCGGGGAGUGGUGGUAUGCACACAAUACCAUGGAAAUAGGCUACAUCCCCUCCUCCUAUGUGCAGCCCUUAAACUACCGGAACUCCACACUGAGUGACAGCGGGAUGAUAGACAAUCUUCCAGACAGCCCAGACGAAGUAGCCAAGGAGUUAGAUUUGCUCGGAGGAUGGACAGAUGAAAAGGGCUCCAGCAAAACCUACAGUAAUAACCCCUUCUGGAGUGGGGCCCAGACAAACCCCUUUCUGAAUGGCAACGGGCCGGUGAUGCCCAGUGUGGGUGAGCUGACCCCCAGAAGUAAUGUGGAUUUGCUGCUUUUUGAUACAGGCACAUCUUCCUUCACUGAAUCCAGCUCAGUGACCACAAACAGCACUGGCAACAUCUUUGAUGAGCUGCCGGCCGCACAUCGACUCCACGCAGAGCUGCCAGUCAAGAGGGACAACCCGUUUUUCAGAAGCAAACGCUCCUACAGUCUGUCAGAACUCUCUGUCCUGCAGGCAAAGUCCGACACUCCUGCAUCAUCGGGGUUUUUCACAGGCUUGAAAUCACCGGCCCCAGAGCAAUUCCAGAGCCGGGAGGACUUCCGAGCCGCCUGGCUGAGCCACCGGAAGCUGGCCCGGUCCUGCCACGACUUGGAUAUGCUGGGCCAAAGCCCAGGAUGGGGCCAGACCCAAGCGGUGGAGACCAACAUCGUAUGCAAGCUGGACAGUACCGGGGGUGCCGUGCAGCUGCCGGACACCAACAUCAGCAUCCACGUGCCCGAGGGCCACGUGGCUCCGGGCGAGACACAGCAGAUCUCCAUGAAAGCCCUGCUGGACCCCCCACUGGAACUCAACAGUGACCGGUGCAGCUGUGUCAGCCCUGUGUUGGAGGUGAAGCUGAGCGCUCUGGAGGUGAGGACCUUUAUCAUCUUAGAGAUGAAAGUUUCAGCCGAGGUGAAAAAUGACAUUUUUAGCAAAAGCACGGUGGGCCUCCAGUGCCUGAGGAGUGACUCGAAGGAGGGGCCGUACCUCCCCAUCCCACUCACCUACAGCUAUGGGGACACGGUCCAGGUGCAGCUGGACAACCUGGAGCCCUGUAUGUACCUGGCCAUUGUUGCCCAUGGCCCAAACAUUCUCUACCCUUCCACAGUGUGGGACUUCAUCAAUAAGAAAGUCACAGUGGGGCUCUAUGGCCCCAAACACAUUCACCCGUCCUUCAAGACCGUGGUGACCAUUUUUGGGCAUGAUUGUGCCCCAAAGACUCUCCUGGUUAGCGAGGUCACCCGCCAGGCCCCUAGCCCAGCCCCAGUGGCACUCCAGCUCUGGGGCAAACACCAGUUUGUCCUGUCCAGGCCCCAGGACCUCCAAGUCUGCAUGUUUUCCAACAUGACCAAUUACGAGGUCAAAGCCAAUGAGCAGGCCAAAGCGGUGAGGGGGUUCCAGGUGAAGCUGGGCAAGGUGAGCCGCCUCAUCUUCCCCAUCACCUGCCAGAACCCCGGCGAGCUCUCCGACUUCACCCUGAGGGUCCAGGUGAAAGACGACCAGGAGGCCAUCCUGACCCAGUUUUGCGUGCAGACUCCCCAGCCGCCCCCCAAAAGUGCUGUCAAGCCAUCUGGGCAAAGACGGUUUCUCAAGAAGAACGAGGUCGGGAAGAUCAUUCUGUCUCCGUUUGCUGCCACCACCAAGUACCCGACCUUCCAGGACCGGCCGGUGUCCAGUCUCAAGUUCGGCAAGUUGCUGAAGACGGUGGUGCGACAGAGCAAGAACCACUACCUGCUGGAGUACAAGAAGGGGGAUUCCAUCGCCCUGCUCAGCGAGGAGAAGAUCCGCCUCAAGGGGCAGCUCUGGACCAAGGAGUGGUACAUCGGCUACCACCAGGGGAAGGUGGGCCUCGUGCACGCCAAGAACGUGCUCGUGGUGGGCAAGGCCCGGCCGAGCCUUCUCUCGGGGCCCGAGCUCAGCACCUCGGUGCUGCUGGAGCAGAUUCUGCGGCCCUGCAAGUUCCUCACCUACAUCUACGCUUCCGUGCGCACGCAGCUCAUGGAGAACAUCAGCAGCUGGCGCUCCUUCGCCGAUGCCCUGGGCUACGGGGACCUGCCGCUCACCUUCUUCUGCCGGGCGGAGCUGGACAGUGAGCCCGAGCGUGUGGCGUCCGUCCUGGAGAAGCUGAAAGAGGACUGUAACAACGCAGAGAACAGGGACCGGAAAUCGUUCCAGAAGGAGCUCAUGAUGGCCCUACUGAAAAUGGACUGCCAAGGCCUGGUGGUCCGACUCAUCCAGGACUUCGUGCUCCUGACCACGGCCGUUGAGGUGGCGCAGCGCUGGCGGGAACUGGCCGAGAAGCUCGCCAGGGUGUCCAAGCAGCAGAUGGACGCAUACGAGUCUCCGCACCGGGACAGGAACGGGGUUGUGGACAGCGAGGCCAUGUGGAAACCCGCCUAUGACUUUUUACUAACCUGGAGCCACCAGAUAGGGGACAGCUACCGGGACGUCAUCCAGGAGCUGCACACAGGCCUGGACAGGAUGAAAAACCCCAUCACCAAGCGCUGGAAGCACCUCACGGGGACACUGAUCCUGGUGAACACCCUGGACAUUCUGAGAGCCGCUGCCUUCAGUCCUGUGGACCAUGACGACUUUGUGAUUUGAACGGGCUGCCCCCUACCUGCUGCUGCUCUGGGGCCCGUGCCCUCCACCUGCCCUGGAUGCCCGUGCUGGAUGGGGCUGGAGCUGGGGAGGGAAGAGGGUCAGCUGCUCAGACAGACGCUGGGGCCCUCCAGGGGGGCCACCCCCAAGAACCAAGCACACGCAAUGCUCCACGGUCUCCUCCUCCCCAGGGGAGGCCCCAAGGGAAUUUCUAGUGCAGGUUGUUGCCAAUCAAAUAGCUUUCUAUUUGUUAAGUAUACAUUUAAAUUUAAAAUCACUUUUUUUAAAGUAUGGGGGGACGCAUAUGAGAAAGGUAGUAUCUAAUUUUUUAACGGACCAUAAAAUUAAAAAAAAAAAAUUAAGUAGAGGCAGAUGCUGUUGAGGUUUUUAUGUUCUAUAAAGACCUUUUUAAAUUAUGUUACAGGUGUAUCUAUUUAAGGUCAUUGGGGGGCAUUUCUGAUCCCCAGCCACACUGCAUUUCAACACUGAGCACAGAAACACACUUGUGUAUGUGUUGAACCUUUUUCUGCUCCACACUUAUAAAGAGUGAAUCAAAUAGGAAUUGCAAUGUUUCAGUAAAUGAGUGCAGCCAUGGCAUUCUUUCUGAGAAUGUCCCAGGUCCCACUCACCCCUCUUAUUUUAUUCUGCUCCUCAUUUUUGCCUCACGUUGCAGUAAAUGAUCAACUAGGAAGCUUGGUUGAGGUUUAAUUGGGCAGAGUUCAAUCUACCAGAACGAUUAGGUGCCCUUGAAAUGAGGUGGCAGCUAGGAGUCGACGGUCUUUAUAGCCCCUGCCUGUGUGCAGUUAGUCAUUCGAAAGAAGAAUGCCAUUGCCAGUGAGGUAGGUGGUCCCUACUCCUCCGAGAUGCCAUUGUCCCGUUCCUUACUGGGGCAGGGAGUGUUCCCUGCAAGGCUGGAAGCCCCUCCUCUCUGUGGGCCUGAAGGAAACUUCCCACAAGGGACACCUUCGCUGGUGUGCAAAGGUGCUGGCUGCCAUUUGCCAAAUCUCUACUCUAUUUCACCUAAAAUUUAACCCGUCUCUCUUCCUGGUAUACCCACGUCUCCUAGGGACUAAAUAGUCUAAGGGAAACCAUCUUUCUAUACAGUAUAAAGAUGAUCUGAGCAGGAUGAAUGCUACAUAAAAAUGAAAAUGUUUCCCCCGUGGAACCAGGGACGUGGCAGGGGGUUGCAUCGAUGACCCUUACGGCUGUAGAUCAGGGUGGAGCAUGCUGUAUUGAGUUCUGGGAUUACACUCUAGUGAUGGCAUCUCCAAAGGGCAUAAGGGGCAGGAUCGAAGAAACAUCUGGCAAUCCAGGAAUGUGCCAGGACAUGCACCAUCUUUUAGGACAUGAUGUCAGCCAUCUGGGAAUCUUGACUCUUCAUUCUCUAAAUCUGUUUUCUUGAAACAUGUCGAUUAGUAUAGUCAAGGUAUAAUCCCUUCUUGGGCUGAAACAUUGUUACAUAUCUAUUGAUUCAGAUACUGAAGACCAACUGGCUAAAAACAACAACACACACAGACCAAAAGAAAACACUACGUCCCUUAAACUGCAAGAACCGAGACACACCCGCCCUGCCCACCACACAGAUCAACCUUAAACUCUGCUUCUCAACUCUCCGCCUUCAUCCUUCCCAGAGAUCAUCUCACCUUUUCCCCAAAAAAGAAACAAACCAGUUGCACCUUAAACCAUGGAUAUUUUUCCUCAGGGGCUUUAAACAGUUUCCUAUGCAACAUGUCUUGUAGCACAAAUUAAAUUCUACAAAAGUUGCAGUAAAUUUUAUUUGGAUAUUUUAACCUA
Messenger RNA from Manis pentadactyla (Chinese pangolin), 5128 nucleotides. It is a transcript of the gene SH3BP4, whose product is annotated as SH3 domain binding protein 4. The record is from RefSeq and is a predicted model, not a curated record. Gene Ontology annotation, molecular function: protein binding. Bases 449 to 3337 code for a protein of 962 amino acids. Gene Ontology annotation, cellular component: cytoplasm. Lineage: Eukaryota; Metazoa; Chordata; Mammalia; Pholidota; Manidae. The transcript has 6 exons.